UUAGAAACGGUUAACUAACCUUAAACCCCUCACAACGGUUCUUUUCCUUACCUUAAACCCUACAAAAGCACACCGCCAGCACCGCCAUAUCUCUUACAGUUAAACACCAUGGCUCAAAUCCUCCGCGGUUACGAACUCCGUCUCCUCCGCUGCACCCUAACACCGCCGCCUCCGCCGUCUGAUUCCCCUUCUCCAUGUCCACCGUCCGAUCCUAACAACCUUCACUCCCACAUCAAUUUCCUCCUCACUUGUAUCCAAUCAGGAAAUUACCUCCAAGCUCUCUUCUCUGACUCUGCCAAACUCGUCACUGCGUCAACACAACUUGACUCAACUAAGUCACCCGACCGAGUUUACAAUGAGUUGGUGGAGCGAGUUGAGCAGUUUAUAAGGGAUGGUGGCGGCGGCGGCGAUGAAGAAGAUGGUUUCAGAGUUAUUCUGGUCAUUUGUGUUGCUAUUGCUGCGUUCUUUUGCUUCAUUCAGGGUAACAUUACUGGGCCAGUGAGUGAGAUACCUGAAUGCCCUUUGCUAUUGAAAGUUGAAGAAUCUAUAGAAUGGGAUAGUUGGGCUCGAAAUCAGCUUAUAUCAGAUGGCGCCCAUUUGCUUGGGAAGUUCUCCAAUCUUGAGUGUAUAGUUUUUGCUAAAAUGUUGGUCAUGAAGGCAAAAGAUUUGUUAUUUGAAGGAAGCAUCUCUUCGGCAUAUGGAAUCAGAAGCAUUUCAUGGUGGCUUGCUAGGGUCUUGCUUGUUGAACAAAGGAUUUUGGAUGAGCUAUCUUCUUCAUUAUUUGAUUUAUUGCAAGUGUCUAUGGGUGAAACCCUACGCCAUUUUGGCACCUUGGAACAUGUAGCAAAUUACUGGGGUGAUGAGUUGGGUAAUGAAGAAGCAGCUGAUAUUGUCUCAACAGUCCACUUGGAAGCAGGAAUAAUGGAACAGACCUAUGGACAUGUCGAUUCGUGCAGACUGCAUCUUGAAUCAGCUGAAGUAGCAUCAGGGAUUCAGCUUUCCCUUACGGGGGUUCUUGGCUAUCGAACCGUGCAUCAGGUAGAACCGAAGCAACAAAGGCUACUUGUUGUGGAUAGAAGCUCAUCACACACUGGCAGUACCAGCUCCACAAUGAGCCCUGACAUCAAGACACGUGAUUCUACUACUGCUAAGAAUGAUCAGCAUGAAAUAUCUCAAGCCUCUGACAUUCAUAGGACACCAGUAUUAUUGGAGACUGGUGACAAGUCUGAAAUUGGAGCACAAGGUAAUCAAAAUGUUGCUCCUCGUGGUGCUGCCCCUUUAAAAGCAGUUCAACAGGCAGUGAUUCUGGCACGGUGCCUUUUGAUUGAAAUAAGCAGUCGACAUGAUGAGCUUCAAAGAUGGGAUAUGGCUCCAUUCAUAGAGACCAUCGAUUCUCAGCCCACAUCAUUCUUUACUUUACGGUGUUUUUGUGACCUCCUACGUAUCCGAUGGGAAAAAACUCGUUCUCGCACAAAGCAGCGUGCUUUAGAGAUGAUGGAGAAAUUGGUUGAGGGCAUGCACAACUCUUUGCCUGGAGUGGCACAAAGGAUUCCAUUUUGUUAUAUCGCCAAUAUACCUACUAUUCCUGCCCUGCGAAAAGAACAUGGUGAACUUCUAAUUAGUUGUGGCUUGAUGGGAGAGGCAAUUACAAUCUUUGAGAGUUUAGAGUUAUGGGACAACUUAAUAUACUGCUACUGCUUAUUGGAGAAAAAGGCAGCAGCUGUUCAACUCAUCAAGAAACGGCUGUCUGAAAUGCCUAACGACCCGAGGUUAUGGUGUUCGUUGGGCGAUGUUACAAAUGAUGAUAGCUGUUAUGAAAAAGCCAUUGAAGUUUCAAAUAAUAAGUCUGCACGAGCCAAGCGAUCUCUUGCUCGUAGCGCUUACAAUAGAGGAGACUAUGAAACAUCUAAAAUCAUGUGGGAGGCUGCACUGGCCCUGAAUUCUUUAUAUCCAGAUGGUUGGUUUGCUCUUGGUUCUGCUGCAUUGAAGGCUAGGGAUGUUGAUAAGGCACUGGUUGGGUUUACUAAAGCUGUUCAAUUUGAUCCUGAGAAUGGGGAGGCUUGGAAUAAUAUUGCUUGUUUACAUAUGAUAAGGAAGAGGAGCGAAGAGGCCUUCAUUGCAUUCAAUGAAGCCCUGAAGUUCAAACGAGACAGCUGGCAGAUGUGGGCACAAUAUAGUCAUGUUGCCUUGGACGUUGGCAAUGUUCAUAAGGCUCUGGAAUCUGUUCGGAUGGUUUUGAAUAUAACCAGUGGCAAAGCUACUGGUAAAGAAAUUGAUGCCGAUAUAUUAGAGAGAAUUAUGUUAGAAAUAGAAGAGCGGAUUUCAAGGAGACCUUUUAAGCCCCCCAGUGUGUCGGAUGAUACUAGUCUUACCACUCAACAUUGCCCUGAUGAUUCUCAUAAUGAUUCCAUAAACAAAUCAGAACAAAGAAUUGCAGUUGGAAGGUCACGCGAAACUGAGCAGCUGGUGGACUUGCUUGGAAAAAUCCUACAGCAGAUAGUUAAAAGAGUAAGUAGAGCAGAUAUUUGGGGCUUAUAUGCAAGGUGGCACAAACUUAAAGGAGAUCUCACAAUGUGCUCUGAAGCCCUAUUGAAGCAAGUUAGAUCAUAUCAGGGAUCUGAUUUGUGGAAAGAUAGAGAUCGAUUUAAACUUUACGCACGGGCAUCAUUGGAACUGUGCAAGGUGUACAUGGAAAUUUCGUCCUCUACUGGUAGUCAUCGUGAACUCUCUACAGCUGAGAUGCACCUGAAAAACAUAGUUAGACAGGCCGGGAGCUUUUCUGACACAGAAGAAUUCAAGGAUGUUCAAGCUUGUCUUGAUGAAGUGAAGAAACGUCAAUCUGAUUAAAUGCCAACAUAAACAACUUGGAAGACUGUCUUUGGAUCAGGAACCAUUCCAUAUGGUUAAGCGUGGACUAGUGAUACUUCAGCUGAUUAAAAUAUUCAAGAAUUCUGAAGUUUGGAGACAUACAGUACACGAGGGUGCAACUCUUUUCUGGGUGUUCGUGCAUUUACUGUAAACGACACAUGUAAAGGUAGUUUUCUUCUGGCUGUGGACUGGUAUACAGUUAGCAUGCUUUACCCCCUCUCCCUUUCCUCUUCUUUCAUGAUUCUUCCAUGUCGAUGUUUUGCAAUUGCAAUGAACAUAAUGGACGAGUUAAGUUUCUACUGAGAUCUGUUUUCUGGCAAGGAAUAGAUUGCAUCCCUAUUGUGACUUCAA
Molecule: messenger RNA, 3219 nt
Organism: Populus trichocarpa (black cottonwood)
Lineage: Eukaryota; Viridiplantae; Streptophyta; Magnoliopsida; Malpighiales; Salicaceae
Exons: 21
Coding region: 109-2847 (912 amino acids)
Molecular function (GO): protein binding
Source: RefSeq, a predicted model, not a curated record